Molecule: messenger RNA, 1014 nt
Organism: Phycomyces blakesleeanus NRRL 1555(-)
Lineage: Eukaryota; Fungi; Mucoromycota; Mucoromycetes; Mucorales; Phycomycetaceae
Exons: 6
Coding region: 1-1014 (337 amino acids)
Source: RefSeq, a predicted model, not a curated record
AUGUUUUUUGGUACUACUAUAUUACACUUGAGAGUUGUCCUAUUAUACUUGUGUUCCUUGAGAUUCACAGUGGAAGAUAACGAGGAACGUACCCGAGCUAUCAGACGAAAAAAAAAUUACAUCGAUCGUUAUUCUCUUUCUUUUUUUUUUAAUAUCUUUAAAAAUAUUUCACCUCUCAAGUCACUUGGCUUGACUCACUGCUACUGUCACCCAUUUUUGGCGUUCUUUAUGAACAGUUCUGAGUCAGAAGCCGAAGGAAAAGGCGAAAUAUGUGACAAUUUUAUAAGUAGAAAUGUAAACAAGGAAUCUCAAAAUAUUGAACGCAUGUAUGGGCCUGGGACCUUAUGUCCAAUAUCUCCACCGUUCCCCGUUAGCCUUUACCAUCUUUGCCCAUCCGAGGUUGUGCCUAUGAGAACAGACUUGGUCUGGUACCGUUGUAUAGUCAGGUUCCAUAAAUGGAUCGUCCGAGUUUCUAAACGAAAUAUCUCUUUGGAGUUCUUAUCCUUGCUGAAAUCCGUUCCCAAUCCAGGUGUCUUCAGUACCCAGUUACUUAUUCUUAAUUCUUUCAUGCGGUUACUGUUUUUCUUUUCAGCUGAUUCUUCAGCUCUUAUUGGGUCACACAUAUUCCUCAGUGAACAAGGCCUAGAAAAAUCUGCAAUAAAGUAUUUUCCUCUGUACGGACAUGAUUUAGUUCAGAAUGAUAAGACUGUAUCUUAUUGGCAUGACAAACCAUGGCACCAAGAUACAGAAAAGAAGCGAAAUGAAAGGAAUAAGCCGUCCAAUAUAAAGACGGCUUUUUUUUUCAAAACCGAGAUGACAUUCAACUUGAAGGAGAUAGGUGGCAUACUUGCUAUCAUGGCCAAUUCCAAACAACGUUCCCAAUUCAUCCUGCCAGUUUGGUUCUUGCGGAAUCUAAUAAUAAAUUCCAGAUCAUCAUGCUUGCCAAAAUCUUCUGAUGAGGUUUUCUUGUGGCCACAGCUUGGUAAAAGUUCAAGUGAGCUGUCAGUGCUGUAG